AUGCCGCUGGCCAGCGAAGGAACCCUCCAGAUGCCAGGGCCGGCUGCCCUGGGUCCCGCCUGGGUCUCCCUCUCAGCUGCUCUCCCCCUUCCGGUCUGCAAGCGAAGAAAUAAAUGUUCUUCCUCUUCCUCUCUGAGUCAGGUCUUUAAAAAAUCUUCGUGCUCUGGUCACCAGCAGGUCCCUUGCUUCGUCUGGCCAACAAGCUGCACUCAGAGGCGGGCUCCGGGUGGGCGCACGGUCUUGGCCGACCUCUCCCCGCGAGCUCCCGGGGCGUGGGGCCUGGCCAUUCAGGCGGCCCCUCGGGCCCACAGCGCGGUCAUCCGGACGGCGCUCCCGGACAAGCCUUGGCCCGAGGUCUGCAGACACUGGGCGGCCCCUGUUGGGCGCAAGGGGCGGGCUGCGCCGAGGAGGGCGCACCCGGCAGGGCGCACAGCGCAGGGCGCGCGGAGCUCGGAGCAGAGCGCCUUCAACACCAUGGACAGGUCGCGCGAUCGCGGCGCACGGCCCGCCCGGCAGCCUGCACCCAGGGCGUCCAGCCGACCUCCCCAGCGCCGUCUUCUUCCCGGAGUGUCCACUCGGCAGCCUCCAGACGUGCCUUUCCCGCGACGCCUCCGCCUCACUUCAUCUGCCUCCCGAGUAGCCCCGGGGCCGAGUUGCCUGCUCACUCGGCAGCGUGGAAAGAAUCCCGUCCCGGCCUCGGCGUCCCACGAGCAGGCUCCAGGCGCGAGGUGUUCGCCGAGGUGAAUGGGGCGACAAGGGGGA
Messenger RNA from Manis pentadactyla (Chinese pangolin), 762 nucleotides. RefSeq lists its product as uncharacterized. The coding region runs from base 1 to 744 and encodes 247 amino acids. The transcript is spliced from 2 exons. The record is from RefSeq and is a predicted model, not a curated record. NCBI's taxonomy places the organism in Eukaryota, Metazoa, Chordata, Mammalia, Pholidota, Manidae.